ACACAGACACUAACACUCUUAAAUCCUGUUUUCCUCAUUUAACUCCGCGUUCUCCGAUUCAAUUCUCUCUCUCUCUCUCUUUUUUUUAAUCUUUACUUUUAACUGAACAACUUAUUUUCUUGCUUGCAUUUGCAGUUGCAGGCAGAAGCUCCUCUGUUUCUUCCUCCUCCUUCACGCCAUUGCUUCGAUCUAGGGUUUUACAUCCACACUGUUGAUACGUGUCCAACUGUCCAUUCCAGCUGCAGUAGCGAUUGCGGUUUCAUUAAUUUUGGAUUCCACAUCCACGUUUCUUCUCGUCCUCCGAGGUUUCCUCUUUCAGUUCUAGUCUGCCGUGGACUUCAAUCAGCAUUGCUAGUUUAUAGUUUAUCGAGCAGGCAGAUCUUCCAUCCAUUUUCUUUUGAGGGCAAUGGCCAAACUGGUUACGCUUUCUUUCUCUAUGCUUCUACUGCUGCUAUUCGCAGAUUUCACCGUCUCUCAAGAUCCUCCUCAGUUCUCACCGGUUCCUGCGCCUCAAAGUGGAGACGUGGUUCCCUCCCCUAUACCUCUUUCUCCCCACAGCGGUGCUCCCUCGCCUGCACCCUCGGUCCUGCUCCUCCCUCCUCCACCCGACGUUAGUUCUCCUCCAGCGCCUCCACCAUCGGAUCAGGCAUCUGACUCUUCGCCAACAUUGUCUCCUGCAUCAUCACCGGUCGACGCCAGUGACAUUAAUCACAAAAUUGAAGAUAUGGCUGCGACUUCUGAAGAGUCUACAGGCUCCUCUGGCGGAUUGAAAGGGGGACAGAAGGCUGGAAUCGCGAUCGGGGUCAUCCUCGGCGCUUGUGCAGUCGGUUUCGUGGGCUUCGUUUAUAAGAAACGCAGAGAUAACAUCCGGAGAUCCCAAUAUGGGUACGCCGCGAGAACAGAACUUCUCUGAGAUUGGUUACAAGGUUACACCCUGAUCUUAGGUUUCUCUUCUUCGAUAUCGAUACAUCAUACAUGUAAAUCUCUAUGGGGAAAGAUUUACAGGCAUUCUUCGAUUUCUUGUGAUUUCUUUAAUCUUACAUCCCGAGAGUGUCGAAUUCUUGCUCUUGUUCUUUUAAUGCUUCUGUGUUCUUUGCAUAAUUUCAUGUACUAUCAUGAUUUACAGACCAGAGCACCAUCUCUAUCCUGCUCUGUCUACUUCCCAGUGAUACUAAUACACAGGACUGAACUAUUCUGUGGAA
Molecule: messenger RNA, 1202 nt
Organism: Nelumbo nucifera (sacred lotus)
Lineage: Eukaryota; Viridiplantae; Streptophyta; Magnoliopsida; Proteales; Nelumbonaceae
Source: RefSeq, a predicted model, not a curated record